CGCGUCGGUUCGCGCACAGGUAAAAGAACGUCUGGAGGAGGGGGAGGUGGUGCCAUUGCGCACACGGCGCUAAACCCCCUGCGCAAACCGAUCCGCGCUCCGCAGCAGCCUGUGCGGAUGAACGUGGAGGGAGAUGACCGCUGGCCGCUUUCAUGCAACAUAUGCUGGAAGAUUAAUGGAGCUCUGCAGGAGGAUCUGAGGUCUGGCUUGGAGUUGGAGACAGUGCGCGUCAGGCUUGGACACGAGCACAGAUCUGGAGAGCUGCUGCUUGCACCGUUUACUUGCGGUUUUACUUCUUCUUUUGCGUUUAUUUUUUUUUUUCUAAACUAAUUUCUUCUUGUGAGGCUCUUUUUUUCCCAUCUGACAUGGAGGAGAGUGUGCGUCUCGGGCAGACCGUGAAAGUUUCGCCCUGAUACAUCUCCUUCUCUGAACUAUCCAUCCUAUUAUUUUUUCUUGUGCGUUUUUUUUUUUUUCUUUAAUUGUCAGAGUUUAACGCUGCGGGAGGUUUGAAACGACAGGAGGAAAUGGCCGGCGAGAGGAAACCGCGGCUGUGUGUCAUGGCUAAAGGGGACAGCGGGUAUGGGUUUCACUUGCACGGCGAGAAGGGGAAGAUCGGACAGACGAUCCGUAAAGUGGAGCCCGGAUCGCCGGCGGAAGCGUCGGGGCUGCGCGCGGGGGAUAAAGUGGUGGCGGUGAACGGGGUGAACGUGGAGAAGGAGACGCACCAUCAGGUGGUGCAGCGGAUCAAGGCCGUGGAGAAUGAGACCAGGCUGCUGGUGGUCGACCAAGAGACGCUAGAAAGCCUUCGCAGCCUCGGCCUCACGGCCACAGAGGAGAUGGCCAUUGUGGGGAGCGGACCUCUUUCUUCCGCCUCCUCCUCCUCCUCCUCACCCCCAGCCUCCCCCUCGCCUGCGCCGUCCUCCACCAACAAGAAGCCUGAGAACGGCUCAGUGUCCAAGCAGCCCGUGGCCCCCAGCGGCCCGGUGCAGAAGCCCACCAGGAGGUCGCCGUCUAAGGCUGCUAAGAAGGAGGUCCAGGCUGAAGAUGUCCCAGACGACGCGUCCCAGUCCCAGUCCCAGUCCCAGUCCCGGCCUCGCGCCGACCCGUCCGACCUCGUCCCCCGCCUGUGCCACCUGGUCCGGUCCGAGACGGGCUACGGCUUCAACCUGCACAGCGACCGGUCGCGCCCCGGCCAGUACAUCCGCUCCCUGGACUCGGGCUCGCCGGCCGACCACGCCGGGCUCCGGCCACAGGACAGACUCGUGGAGGUGAACGGCGUGAACAUCGAGGGAAUGCGACACGCCGACGUCGUGGCCUUCAUCAAGAAAGGCGGCGACGAGACCUGGCUCCUGGUGGUGGAUCCGGACACAGACGAACACUUCAAGAGGAGAGGAGUGACUCCCACGGUCAGCCACGUCAAAGACUACGACGGUCCGUCCAUAUCCAACGGCUCCCCCAGCCCUCACAUCAACGGCAGCUCCACUACACAGUCCAUCAGGUCCACGCGCUCCGACCUCAGUAGCCAAGGCAACAGCACACAGCUGGCGGACGACGAUGGCGGCCGACUGGACCCGUUCGCCGAGAUGGGCCUGAGUCUGAGCGCGACGGCGGCCGAGGAAAAGAUGAAGGUUCACCGCAAAGAGAAGAGGAAGGCGCCGCAGAUGGACUGGAUGAAGAAGCACGAGCUCUUCAGUAACUUCUGAGACAUUCGCCCUGCACGGACACUGCAGACACCAAAGGACAAAGGUCUCUGCAGCCGCUCUGAGUGGAGUUUAUCACGGGGACAGCGUCUCUUAACGUCGUAUUCACAUAUUUUUUCUAUUAUAUAUUUUUUCUAGUGAAAGAACCAAGACGACCCAUACGACAGAAGAUAAUUCACUCCAGGAAUUUAAAUGUGAUGAAAGGAUUUUACUUUUUAAGCCACUUCUGACUUUCUUCCACCAAAAAAAAAAAAAAAAACUGUCGGGAAUAUUGCAGUAUUCACUAACCCCCCCCCCUUGCCUUUCCUCUACUUCAAUAAUCCCGUCCUCUCUACUCCCAGACUUGUUUCGAAGGCUAUUUUUGUAUUUAAAAACAUGUAAGCAGCUCUAAAUAAACAGCAUCCCAUCGUCGUGGACUGCAUCCGAAAGUUUUAUAGACACUGUGACGGUAAUGAUUGUGGGAAAAUCGGCAGAAGAUCACUGUGAAAGAGUUGAGACCAUCUAGGCCCAUGCAUAACCCUGUUUAAUGUUAACAAAGGAAAUGAAGGUUGUGUAUUUGUGUAACACUGAGUUAAUUAAACAUGUAGGGAAAAGCUGAAAUGAUUAAAAAAAAAAAAAAAAAAAAGCUUUUGCUUUGUUCAGAAGAAAUUUAAUAACCACUCAGAUAUAAUAAGAGUAAAAAAGGUAUCAUUCACUUUGAAGUUAUCACUAAAGGAAACAGUGGACAUGAGAACAGAGGACGUUUCUCAGGGACGAAGGCUUCAUGUGGACACUAGAGGGCGAGCUUACAACACAAACAGAGACCAUGUCCAUCAGGAGAGACAAGCUGUAAUGUGAUGGACUUUGAAGACAAGUUGGUAAAAGUGAAGGCAGAAAAUAUGCUGUUGUGAUUUCAUAACCUGGAAAACGUAACUUCUGGCCAAUUAUUCACUAUUAUAAGUCAGUAUUAAUGAAUUAAUUAAUUAUUAUUAGAACGCGUCCCCUUUUAAGAAGAUUGUGAAGAGUGCAGCUUUUAUAAAUCAUGUUUUUGAAAAGGAUUAAGUGAGUGCGAAGGGAAAUUAGGAAGCCAUUGUUGUGUGCUACAUGCUAAAUAUAACACUACAGCUAGCAGCAGGUUAGCCUAGCUUAGCACAAAGAUUGGAAACAUGAGCUGACUUUUAAUUACUAUGCUACAUGCCAUUUGUUUUUGUUUCCUUAUUUAAGAGUUUUAACAACUUGACAAAGCAACACUAGCAGUUUCCAUGUGUUUUCAGUGUUUGUGCUAAGCUAAGCUAUGCUAAGCAAUGUAAGGCUAUUUCUAUUAGCAUCCUAUUUGUGAGAUUGUGGUUAUGACAAGGAAGUCACAAAAUGAUAGCAAAUGCUAUCAGUUUCCACGUGUUCUCGGUGUUUCUGCUAAGCUGUUUCCCAUUAGCGUCACAGUUAACUGGUAUUUAUUGGUAUUAAGAUUUUCAGACAGAUUGGACAAGACAAAAAAAAAAAGCCAAGACAUUUGCUCAUCACAGUUUCUACGAACUGACCUUAAUGCAGCUUUAAAUUUGAAACUUAGCAGCAAGUUAGCUUAGCUAGGCACUGAACAGCUGGGAUGUGCUGAAGGACAUGUUGAAUUUAAAGAGAUUCUGAGUCAGGACAAAAAAGCCAGACACAUAUUAAACUAUUGAGCUGAACACAGCUGUGAAUUUGAAGCGCUGCCUACCUGCUAGUUAGCUUAGCUUAGCAAGAGUCUGGAACUAAAACUGAUUCCAUGCAUCAAGCUUCAUAUUUACUUGUUGGAAGUUAACUAUAUAAUAUAAAAAAAAUCUAAUUUUCGGGACUUUUGAAACACAAUCAGCGUUUGGUAGAAACAUUUGAACAACUUUCUAAUUAACAUGCUAUACAUGCUACACCUUAUGUCGUUUAGAAAAUGGUUCGAUUAGUUAAAGAAAUUUUGAGGCUGAGUGGACAAGUUUCAAAAUCUAAGACAUUCACAAACAACUGGACUGAACACAGCUGUACUAGCAGCAAGUUAGCUUAGCUUAGCAAACUGAAAGGGAAACAGUUAACCAAGCUUUCUGUGUAACGCGCUGAAGGACAUGUUGAAUUUAAAGGGAUUUGGAGACAGCAGAGACAUUCACUAGUUACAUGUUUGUGCAGCAGUAAAUUUGAAGCUUUAGCUAGCCGCAAGUUAGCUUAGCUUAGCAAGAGACUGGAACAAAAGGGGAAACAAUUAACUCUGCUUUCUAUUUUAUGUGUUAAAGACACAUUUUUAACAAUUUUCCAGACAGACUGACACAAGAGCCGAGACAUCUGAAGGAAUAAAUAAAAGAACACGUUGCACAAACCAAACUUUUCAGUUGACAUUUGUGACAUUUGAGACAUAAAGGCUAAUACAUCAGUCAUCUGAGGUAUUUUUAACAACUGGAUGGAGUCAUGCUAGCAGCCCCCCCACCUCCCCACCAACACCCCCACGUUUCCAGUCUUUGUGCUAUGCUAAGCUAAGCUAAGCUGCUCCCAGUUGCUUCACGGGUUUAUUUUCCCACAAUGCCGAAUUAUUCCUUAAGCCACCUAAAGCUAAAUGUUCUACAGGAUCCUGCAUGUGUCUGACGCAGGCCGGUUCUGGGAUCAGCUACAACACGAGCAGCGUGUUUGGCUGCCGGUGCGGCGGCGGAGGCUUCGGGUGGAGGGAGUGUCGGAGGAGCCCACAGUGAAUUUCAGAGAUGCUCUGGAGGAUCUAGGGGAAGAGACUGUGGGAGCCAUGGAGCUUACGGAGGAUUAUAACUCAAACAGGGACAGCUGUCACACUCAUGCUCGCACAUGUUUGUGUGUGCAGAGAAGGUGGAAGUGCAGCAAUACAAGCCACGUUGACAUAAUGCAAUUACUGGAGAGAUGGAUUUUUUUUUGUACUCAUUUGCACCCUCAGUCUUUCCAUUCAUUGAUCUUCAUGUUCUGACACUCAUGUACAUACAGCAAAAGCAUAUCUAUGGCAAGUUGCAUUUUUCAAUAAAGUGUGACAUGGCG
Messenger RNA from Mugil cephalus (flathead mullet), 4694 nucleotides. Its product is annotated as Na(+)/H(+) exchange regulatory cofactor NHE-RF2. Bases 525 to 1703 code for a protein of 392 amino acids. The transcript has 6 exons. Gene Ontology annotation, molecular function: signaling receptor binding; protein-membrane adaptor activity. NCBI's taxonomy places the organism in Eukaryota, Metazoa, Chordata, Actinopteri, Mugiliformes, Mugilidae. The record is from RefSeq and is a predicted model, not a curated record. Gene Ontology annotation, cellular component: apical plasma membrane. Gene Ontology annotation, biological process: protein localization to plasma membrane.